Molecule: messenger RNA, 2292 nt
Organism: Rhododendron vialii
Lineage: Eukaryota; Viridiplantae; Streptophyta; Magnoliopsida; Ericales; Ericaceae
Exons: 5
Coding region: 1-1884 (627 amino acids)
Source: RefSeq, a predicted model, not a curated record
AUGAAGGAAUAUGAUAUUGGAGAGUCUUGGACCAAGUUGGUUGUCAUACCAUUUGUGGCGCCUCCAUUGGUUUAUCCUUACUCCAUAUCAUUGUGCAUUUUGAACAAUGGUGAAGUUUUACUGUAUACGUACAGACAUUUAGUUCCUUACAAACCAAAAGAUGUCACAUUUAUUUAUCCUAUGAUUCGCAAUUGUUGGAUGGGAUUUGUUGUCUACGUCUACACCUACGUUGAGAGCCAAGUGUUGCGUGACAUUGAUGUUGACAAUGUGUUCACUGUACUGUUCCCGCAUACUGUUCACCGCGCACUGUUCACGGUUACUGUUCAUCGCACUGUUCACGAUUACUGUUCAUCGCGACUGUUCACGGGGGUACUGUUCACCGACGUUACUGUUCACCGAGUACUGUUCACCUACGUUACUGUUCAUCACCUUACAAUUACUGUUCAUCCCUGUUUCGGCGACCAUCUUCAUGCACUGGCAUGCAUCACCAGGCCCUGUUUUCUCGUUUUUGCAAUUUCUGUUGAUGUUUCUCUCAUUCUGCCUGGUGACCGGUUCGAUUUAUUGGUUGUUACCCUUCCAUUGUUCGGUAGAAUGUCUGAGAAGAAGGAUUCUGAUUCUGGUACUGUUUCUAGCUCUAAUUCUACUAUUGUUGGUAGCGUAUCAAGUGGUUCUUGGUCUCGCGAGAGGCGCCCUAUUACCUCCACACCAUUAAAUGGGGGCAAUUAUGUUCUUUGGGCUAAAGCUGUUGAGGUGUAUUAUAUGGGUCAGUCUGAGGACUCUUUUUUGACUGAUGAGCCUCCUGCUACUGCUGAACCUACAUAUAGGGCAUGGAAAGCUGUUGAUGCCCGUGUUCGUUCAGAAUUAUGGAAUAGUAUGACGGAACAGGUUGCUAGUACGCUGAUGUUCUGUGAUACAGCUAGAGAGGUGUGGACACAGGCACAGGAGUUGUAUUCAGGUGUCGACAAUCUCCGUCGCACAUAUGAUCUUCAUCAGUCUUUCUUUAAUAUAUCUCAGGGUGAUGAUUCUUUUGAGGAAUAUUAUGCUAAGUUUCGGCGCAUUUGUAAUGAAUUGGAUAUAUGUGAGCCACUUACUGCUGAUAUUCAGGUUAUACGGCGCCAGCGUGAACGUAUGAGGGUUACUCGUUUUUUAUCCGGUGCAUCAUCCACUUUUGGCCCUGUGGGUAAUCAGAUUUUGGGAAAUCGUGACUUACCUCCGCUCAGCGAGGUAUUCAGUCGUCUCCGACAGUCAUCGUCUAUUUCUGCACCGACUUCUGGUCGUUCUGCUUUGUCUUCCGCUAUUUCUGACAGCUCUGCUUUGUCUGUCAGCCAUGGUCGCGGUCGCAGUCGUGAUUCUGGAUUUAGUAGUCGUGGCCGCGAUUAUGGGGUGAGUGGUCGUGGCUUUGGUGGCCGUGAUUCUGGGUUUGGAGGCCGUAGUCGUGAUUCUGGAGGCCGUAGUUUUGGUCGUGGUCGUGGCUUUGGUGGCCGUGACUCUGGUUUUGAUAAUCGUGGGGGUCGCAUAUCAGGGGGAGGUGGCCGCGGUCGCGGCCGUGAUUCAAGAUUUUGCACUCAUUGUUGGGGAACAAAUCAUACGGUGGAGUUCUGUUAUAACCUUCACGGCUUUCCCCAGGCUUAUCAGGCUACUAUCUCUCAGGAUACUGAACAGUUUACUCAAUCCUCUGCCGAUGUGGCUAUUUCAGCCGAGGAGUACCAACGUUUUUUGUCAUUUCAGGCUGCGACAGGAUCCUCUACUGCUACGCUCGCUCAGACCGGUUCAUCCGUUGCUUGUGUUGCCUCCUCUUCUUCCUCUCCUUGGGUUAUUGACUCAGGAGCCACAGAUCAUAUGACUGGAUCUCAAGACGGGGAGGAAGAUUGGUGGGGGCAUUGAGCGAGGUGGCUUAUAUUACUUGACUGUUUCUCAGCCUGUAGCUCUUCAGACAUCAGAGUCUCCAUACCAACAGCACUGUCGUCUUGGUCAUCCCUCUCUUCAGAGUUUGAAGCACCUUGUGCCUUCCUGUCGUUCCAUUAAUAAGUUGGUUUGUGAGGUCUGUGAGUUUAGUAAACACCGUAGAGUCACUUUUUUACCUAGGCUUGAGCGUCGUGCGUCGCGUCCUUUUCAGUUAGUUCAUUCAGACAUUUGGGGGCCUAUUCAUGUGCCUAGUGUUUCUGGUUUUCAGUAUUAUGUUAUUUUUGUGGAUGACUUUUCUCGUCUUACAUAUCUUUAUCUAAUGAAAGAGCGGUCUGAAUUGAAAUCUGUUUUUAAAACUUUUUACAUGGAAGUCAAAAAUCAGUUUGA